Messenger RNA from Penicillium concentricum, 1356 nucleotides. Its product is annotated as BAG family molecular chaperone regulator. NCBI's taxonomy places the organism in Eukaryota, Fungi, Ascomycota, Eurotiomycetes, Eurotiales, Aspergillaceae. Bases 1 to 1356 code for a protein of 451 amino acids. The record is from RefSeq and is a predicted model, not a curated record. Gene Ontology annotation, molecular function: protein-folding chaperone binding. The transcript has a single exon.
AUGUCUGAAAGCUCAGGCUUACAUGUGGACUGCCCACUCUGCCUAUCUUCGAUUUUAUCUGGGAAGCAGUUUGAAAGACACGUGGGCCGGCAUCUGGAAGAGCUGGCGCUCUUCGCAUUGCCGCGAUAUGAAGAAGACGAUGAAGAAGAAGCUGCAAUUUCCUCUGAUGAGAAUUCUGAUAUGUCGCACCACCUGACCGCCGAGGUGAGCUAUGAUGAAGAAAUGAAGACGACAUCGAAGCAACACCUCCUGGGCGCCGAAGACACAAUAGACCUGCCAGACUAUGACAACUCUCGUAGUGACCAUGGUUUGAGUUCAGAAGCAUCCGAAGAUAGAUCUAUCACGAAGAAAGAAACAAGGCCUCAAGACAUAUUAGAACCAUACCCAGACCCAGAGUCUGCCAAGGAAGACAACUUGCCUAAGGAGAUCAAUCUUGAGAUGCACGAGUCAACAAUCAGCCCCGCCGAUAUGCCCAAUUCUGGCCGCCGCUCGUCAAAAGAUCACUCGCUGCAAAUCAACGAGGAUGGUAUCGGUUAUACAACGGACUAUAUUGAAGAUCUCACAUUGACACAGCCAAUACACUGGGAUCGCCGAUGGGACGUCGAUGAGAAUGGACCCGAUAUUAUCCUUAUUAGGAACAAUGGAAACAUAUAUCCGCUCCACUUCCGCGCAAAUGCCAUCGAUGAGGGUGCGCUUACCGUUGGGGCGUUGCGGCUGGAAGCUGCGAAGGUAGUUGGAGCUGCUUUUUCCGGCUUUGUUGAGUUAUUGUAUAAAGGAAACCCGCUCAAAGACCACAGUCAAACCUGCAAAGCAAAGGGGAUCCAGCAACACUCAGAAGUGCUAUGUAUCGUCGUCGACACAGAUCCUAGUAGAAUCAGGGACUCUUCCGACUAUGAAAGAGGCCAUGAGAGCCAUCCGCCUCAGGCCCAAUCCAAAAUUAUGGUCAAUAAGAACAAGGAGACUAAACAAAGUUCUCCUGUUCGCGAUGAAACUGAACCCGUAUCAAUGCCCUUUCUCGCAUCACGACACACAUCGUCCGCUCCACCUAGCAGCUCGCUCCCGAUUCCACCGGUACUAGAAACACUGCCUACAGCGAUGGAGCAAGUGUCUGCUUUGACUGUGUGGGCGGAGCGUGUUAUCAUCCCACUUUGUGAUAAAUACGCGGCUCACCCGCCGGCCGAUAUCAAGAAGCGUGAUUUCGAACAUAAGAAGCUGACCGAGACGAUCGUUGUAGUGAUGAUCAAAGCGGAUGGAAUUGAGUCAGACGGCGAUAUGACCGCACGCAAUGCCCGCAAGGCCCUCAUCAAACAAUUGGAACAUGCUUCAUCUCGGCUGGAUGAGGCCGCAAUAGUAUAG